AUGAUCUCAUCAGCAGACCAUACCGCCUCAGCCGCGCGUGAACAGAACGCCGCCAACCCACCGGUAUUCGAAAAGCCACCCACGAGCAGCACGCCUCUCCCGCCCGAUGUGGCAGCCGCUCGUAAAGCUCGCAUGAAUGCCGACUUGAUCGGUGCCUUCAAGAGCACCUGUCCACCCGGCACAACCCCCUACAUAACAGGUGUCGGAUUGUAUACCCACGUUGAGGGCGCACCACCCCAGUCGCCAAUGUACCCCGACGAGAACCCGCAGCCACAACCCGAAUUCUUCCCUAUACGCAUACCAGAGAGUCGAGGUAACGAGAGCUCGCAACCGGACGAAGAGGUUCAGAAGCUAUGGAAUGAACUCGAGCUUGCCGUCGAAACAGAGGAAGAGUUGAUUGCUACAACCGAACUUGGGCUUAAGGAGCUUAGGAAGCGGUAUCGUGCUCUUCCUCCUCCUAAGAACUCGCGGUCGCCGGUACAGCGCGGUCAGCAGCAGCCGGAAGCGAUACAAGGGGAUACAGCGGCUCAAGGUGCUACUACAACCAUUGUGGGGAGCAUGGGCGCUCCCAACGCGCCCACCAAGCCGCGCGGCCAGUCGCUAGCUAGCGUAAUGUCUACUCUUGCGGUAGGAAGUGAGAAUACGAGCAUGGGAGGUACCGAGCCCGAACGAGGCAGACCGACGGCCAUCGAACGAGGCAGACCGACGGCCACCGAACGAGGCAGACCGACGGCCACUACAUCAACUACAGGCUUCUACGCCCCGGAUCCACGCAGACAGGGACGAUGA
Molecule: messenger RNA, 789 nt
Organism: Alternaria conjuncta
Lineage: Eukaryota; Fungi; Ascomycota; Dothideomycetes; Pleosporales; Pleosporaceae
Exons: 1
Coding region: 1-789 (262 amino acids)
Source: RefSeq, a predicted model, not a curated record